UCGCCGAGGCCGGAGCCCGAUCGGAGGGCGCGGCGGGGCUGCGCGCACGCUGGGGCGCGUGGAGGGCCACGGAAGGCGAGAUGAGUCUGGUGGGGGGCUUUCCCCACCACCCCGUGGUGCACCAUGAGGGCUACCCCUUCGCCGCGGCCGCAGCCGCCGCCGCCGCGGCCGCCGCCAGCCGCUGCAGCCACGAGGAGAACCCCUACUUCCACGGCUGGCUUAUUGGCCACCCGGAGAUGUCGCCCCCCGACUACAGCAUGGCCCUGUCCUACAGCCCCGAGUACGCCAGCGGUGCCGCAGGCCUGGACCACUCCCAUUAUGGGGGAGUGCCGCCCGGUGCCGGGCCUCCCGGCCUGGGGGGGCCGCGCCCGGUGAAGCGCCGCGGCACCGCCAACCGCAAGGAGCGGCGCAGGACUCAGAGCAUCAACAGCGCCUUCGCCGAGCUGCGCGAGUGCAUCCCCAACGUGCCUGCCGACACCAAACUCUCCAAAAUCAAGACACUGCGCCUGGCCACCAGCUACAUCGCCUACCUCAUGGAUCUGCUGGCCAAGGACGACCAGAACGGAGAGGCGGAGGCCUUCAAGGCGGAGAUCAAGAAGACCGACGUGAAAGAGGAGAAGAGGAAGAAAGAGCUGAAUGAAAUCUUGAAAAGUACAGUGAGUAGCAACGACAAGAAAACGAAAGGCCGGACAGGCUGGCCACAGCACGUCUGGGCCCUGGAGCUCAAGCAGUGAAGAAGAGGAGAGCUAGCGAGCCGAACCGGGAGCCAAGGCGUCAGAGGCAGACCCAAGACUCCCCGAAAGCCCUCGGGCUCUGUUCUGAGGACUUCUUGCAGUUGAAUCAUCCGGUUUAUUUAUGUGCAAUUUCCUUCCCCCUCUUUCUGCCCCUCCUCACCUUUGAGCAUCUGCUCCCCACCUCCCUCUCAAAAAAAAAGUGGAUAUUUGAAGAAAAGCAUUCCAUAUUUUAAUAUGAAGAGGACACUCCCGUGUGGUAAGGGACCCCGUCAUUCUCUGUAUGUGAAUGUUCCCUCUUGGCUGUGUAGACACCAGCGUUGUCCCCCGCCUCCUUACCCAACUCUUUCCAGAUAAAACGAAGUGGACACUAGUGUACAUGUGAAGUGUAUCUUUUUAAUACUCGGCCUUCGGAUAUAAAUAUUCCUGGGGGUUGUAAAGUUUUAUUUCAAAGCAGAAAAUAGGGCCGCUAACAUUUCUGUCGGGGUCGGUUAACUAGUACUGCCACAUUUCAAAUGUCGUUGUCCCCUAAUCGAAGAUGUUUCCACCAGCUUCGUGUUUUUGUGCGCUUCCGUCCGUGGAAUUUAAUUAAUAUUGAAGGUGUAAACGUUGUAAGUAUUCAAUAAACCACUGUGUGUUUUUUUUUUUACA
This is a messenger RNA of Apodemus sylvaticus (European woodmouse), 1382 nucleotides long. It is a transcript of the gene Hand2, whose product is annotated as heart and neural crest derivatives expressed 2. Gene Ontology annotation, molecular function: DNA-binding transcription factor activity, RNA polymerase II-specific; RNA polymerase II transcription regulatory region sequence-specific DNA binding; protein dimerization activity. The record is from RefSeq and is a predicted model, not a curated record. NCBI's taxonomy places the organism in Eukaryota, Metazoa, Chordata, Mammalia, Rodentia, Muridae. The transcript has 2 exons. Gene Ontology annotation, biological process: regulation of transcription by RNA polymerase II; heart development. Bases 81 to 734 code for a protein of 217 amino acids.